AUGACGCAAAAGAUUUCGAUGGUCGCGAUCCCAACAAGUAGCCAGGAUAGGAUCGACCGGUCUUCUCCGCUGUUUGAUACGGUUCGGUAUCUGGUCGUCACUCACGCAGUAGGCGGUAACAUUGCGUACGGUGUGUUGGUAUUCGCAGAAUGUCUCCUUUACCUCUUGCAAGCCGAUACGAGCUUGUCAAACGUUCAAACAGUGCUGACAGAGCUGCGCACGACAACAUGA
This is a messenger RNA of Peronospora farinosa, 231 nucleotides long. Lineage: Eukaryota; Oomycota; Peronosporomycetes; Peronosporales; Peronosporaceae. The record is from the annotation of a GenBank genome assembly.